Limanda limanda (common dab) is the source of this 3268-nucleotide messenger RNA. RefSeq names its product caspase 2, apoptosis-related cysteine peptidase (gene casp2). Gene Ontology annotation, biological process: proteolysis; regulation of apoptotic process. Lineage: Eukaryota; Metazoa; Chordata; Actinopteri; Pleuronectiformes; Pleuronectidae. Gene Ontology annotation, molecular function: cysteine-type endopeptidase activity. The record is from RefSeq and is a predicted model, not a curated record. The transcript has 13 exons. The coding region runs from base 132 to 1715 and encodes 527 amino acids.
CGGAAGUUGGUUUGCUGGAUGCGACGGGAUGUCGGUGUUUCGGGUGAAAUAGAGUGAAACACCGUCGAGCUUUGGUUCGAUUCCCCGCGGACAUUUUCUCACAGCGGCGCAGAAACAGCUGGACGGGCAUCAUGCUGGAGUGUGGCAUGCUGGAGCGAGACAGACGGGCUCUGAAGAAACGAUCUGCGGUUCUCUGCAAACAGCUGGUGGUGGACGAGAUGCUCGUCCAGUUACUGCAGGCAGACGACAUCCUGACCGAGAGCAUGGCCGAGGGCAUCAUGGCUGAGAAAACUUCUGUGAAGAAAAGCUGGCAUCUGCUACUUCUUUUACCAAAGCGGGGACCUAGAGCCUUUAGCCUCUUCUGUGCAGCUCUGCGAGAAACUGAGCAGCAGCAUCUGUGCGAGCUGCUCACACAAUCACCAGAAAAAGAUGGUACAGACACACACAUAGAGAGUAUUCAGCCUGAGGAUAAACCAGAGGGAAAGACAGAGCAGCUGGUUUCACAGUCACCAGAAAAGAAGAGAGAGAAAUCCUCAUUAGACAGAGAGGAAAAGAGUGAACUGAGCAGCACCACAUCGUUCCCGGUUCAGGCCUCAGGUGGCUGCCUACGCUCAGAGUCCUCAUUCAGAGGGUUGGUCCCAGUCAGGGAGGAGGACAGGAACGAUGAGAGACAGAGGACGAAGAAAACAGCAAGAGAUAAGAACACAGUUAGGCGUUCAGACUCUUCUCUCCCACAUCCCACCCAGGAGGUUAUUGCAGCCAAAAGAGCAAGGACACAUGAGUCCAUGGAGUUUAGUCUGGAUGCAGACAGUCCCAUCAGCACGCCUGUGCUCCCCUGCACGCCUGACUUUUACCUCUCUCAUUGCCAGCAGUCAUACAGAAUGUCUUCGUCCCCUCGUGGUUUCGCCUUGGUGAUCAGUAAUGUGACCUUUGACCCAUGUGCUGCUGCUGAACUUGACACCAGGAAGGGAGGGGAAGUUGAUGACGAGGUCCUCAGGAAGGUCUUAACAGAGCUGGACUACAUGGUUACUGUCCACAGAGACCUCACUGCUCAGGACAUGAGGUUGUGCAUUGCGAAUUUCUGCCAACGACCAGACCACCGGACAGUGGACAGCUGCGUGGUGUGUGUGCUGUCCCACGGAGUGGACGGAGCUGUGUAUGGUACAGACGGACAGCUCCUGCAGCUGGACUGGAUGUUUGAGGCCUUUGAUAAUUCACACUGUCCACUGCUACAAAAUAAACCCAAGAUGUUCUUCGUCCAGGCCUGCAGGGGAGACGAGAUGGACUGUGGCGUGGAGCAGAUAGACGGACCCACGAGGACGUACUCACCGAGCUGUGAACAGCGAGACGCUGGGAGGGAAGGACAGGGGGACGCAGCCUCCAGGCAGAGAGGAGACAUGGGGAGGCCCAGGAUUAAACUGCCACAGCGGUCUGAUAUGAUCUGCGGUUUUGCAUCUCUCAAAGGUCAGACAAUUAGCACAGCAGCCAUGAGAAACACCAAGAGAGGAUCCUGGUUCAUCCAGGAUAUAAACACAACACUCCGGCUCCAUGCCAGAGACACACACCUCGCCGACAUUCUGGUGCAGGUCAAUGGGCGUAUCAAGGAGCGGGAGGGUUACGCCCCAGGGACCCAGCACCACCGCUGCAAAGAGAUGUCCGAGUUCACCAGCUCCUUGUGCAAAGACCUCUACCUGUUCCCCAAGUACCAGCCCUAGUACCCAUCACAUGCACAUAUGAACUUACUGAGAUCAACACACACAGACCAUUCCAUGCAAUGAAGCCUGUCAAUAAUGGCACACAACUGUGACAGACACACAGACACACACAAACCCUGUUACAACCAAACAGGAUUUAUUCAUUCAUGAUUUCUUUGUAAAUACUGCCUGACAUAUUAGCAUAUAACUCACUCGUUUAUCUGUGUGUCUGUGUCUAUGCCAGUUAGUGGGUUUAGAUUUUAAUCCUUUUAAUCAAAGACAAAUGUAUUUUUUUGUUUUCUCACUGCACAGCUACUUUCAGGUUUCGCAAGUCUCUCUUUUUAAACUGUAUUUUAUACACAGCUCUAUUUUUGUGGCUUUAUUUUGUAUGAGAUUGUUUUUAUAAGAAUGUUAAAUCCCAAUAUGUUUUAUUUGUACCCGUUUGUGAAAUGUUGUGACCAAAUCUUGUUUUCAGUGUAGUGACAGACAGGGGGCAGCACAGCCGAGAGAAAUAAAUGUCAUCGUCUCUCUUUGAUCAAUAUUAUUUAUAUAUGUUCUACAGUUCAAGACGACCUUUACUGUUGUGCUUAUUUUAGCGACAGUCAGCUGCAGCAAUGAUCAAACUGUAAAGUCACGGCUGUUCCUUCUCUUUAUAUCACAUAGUUUGAAUUAUGAAGAGGAAAACUCCUACAAGGCAGCUUCAGAGCAACAUCUCAAAGUGUUUCGAUCCCUUUUUCUGGAUGUUCAAUAAGAACCUUUUUUUUUUUUUUACAAGCUCAAAUGUCAUGAAGGCACCCACUGCAAAUUUCUCCUUAUAUCAUCUGUGUUACUGUGGAUCUGUCAGGGGAAUGUGGUGCUACUUGUGGGGUCUUACACCUUCUGUAUGAACUCUGACCUUUACGCUAUCUGACCCCUAAUGGUGUCUCCCUGUGCGAGUGUGUGCUGGACACUUAGCCCCGCCCCCAACCCCACCACAUUUUGGUGUUAUAGUACUUUAAAGAAAUAUGUAUUUCUUAUGUCUUCCAUAAAAAAAAAAGCAGCAGUCUUCUAUUGCCGCAUGUGCCAUCUGAGGAUACAUUUAUACAUUUACCAUGGUGAUGCUUUCACAGUAUAUCAUAUCACUUAGGCACCCCCGCACAGUGAGGAAAUCUAUUUCUCAAGGCUGCAUGAGCAUCGAUGUUUCCCAGAAAAGACCUGAGCAGGCAAAGUGUGCUUAGUUACAACAGUGUUGUAGAGAAGAAAACAGAAUAUAUGGUUGAACAGUAUUGAUCUGUAAGUAUCUGUAAACAAAGAAACCUUUUAACUCUGUGAGGUGGAGUUGACCCUGAUCUAUGACGUCCUCACUGCUCGAUUUUUUAUAAUUAGGAACGCAAUUUAAAAAACCAAAACAUUGGAGUAGUAUGAAAGGGUAACCCUCCUGCAGAGUGAGACGUUUUCUGAAGGUUGAUAUUUACUGCCAAGUGCUGCUGGCGUGUCAGUGCGGGGGGGCCAGGAGAAGUUUUUAUUUCUGUCAACACCAGUGACUGCCAAAUGUCCUAUACAAUAAACAGGCCACGGCUUUUAAACCAGACAAA